CAGAAUAUCCUCCUAUAAUGGCGAAUAUCACCCGUUCUUCCAAGCCUAGCAAUGAUUGGACGUCGAAUGACUUGGCUGCAUAUAAUAUAACAGUCCUCUGCCAAUCCACGGAUGCCUUCUUUGGAUACACACCCAACACAAUACCUGACGGAAUUGAUCCUGAUUUCCUGACCGCUACUAUUGUCCCACCCAAUUGUGAAAAUCUGUCGGAUCAUACCUAUCGACUCCUUCAAUACUUAGAUAUUGCCACUCAUGCCGGCUCUAACCAGGAAUCAGCAAUCAACGAUUUUGCCAAAGAGCUGCUUAGCUUACUUGGUUUUGAAGAACGAGGAACUGUUCUGCGAUUGCGCUAUUCCAUUCCUUUUAUGAUAUGCGGUGACGAUGGGCGUGUAGCACAGACCAACCUAUGCUUGGUUCAAGGCAACACGACGAUUCUCCUUGUUAUUCAAAACGAAACGGCCAUCGGUACCAAGAAUCCCGAAGCGCAAGUCAUCGCUGAAGCCAUUGCUGCUUUCCAAUACAACAACGUAGCUCGCGAUCGCAAUGGCUUAGAUCCGCUUGAUUCCAUGACAAUCCCUGCCAUUACUAUGAUCAGCACUCGUCCUGUUUUCUACAAAAUACCGGUCACUCAGCAGCUGAGCAACGCCAUUGCUAUGGCUCAGUGCCCUGUCUCGAAAACAGAAAUUGUCAAGUGUGUAGUUGCGCCACACUCCUGUCGUCUGAGCGAAGGAAUGGAGGUUCCUGAGUUUAGGCAAGAGGUUUUGCAACAUUAUGAGGCUUUCAGAAGAAUGUCGAAGGAAUGCUGGAGUCAUUUCAUUGUCUAAUUUUACUGUGGUCAGACUUGCAGCCUGACCAUUUUCCAUUCCCCUUCCUCGGCCCCUUUGCUCAUGAAUAACAUAUUAUGGGCCCGUUUUGACGAUCGUGUAUUUUAGAUUCGAACAUACAAACAACUUCAGUCUCUUGGUUGUUCUUAAAGAGGCCCCGCCCUUCAGCUUGAACAACAUGAGUUUCUUCCGAGGGAAAGAAUCGGGGACGCGGCAACUGCUGCUACAUG
This is a messenger RNA of Desarmillaria tabescens, 1054 nucleotides long. RefSeq lists its product as uncharacterized. Lineage: Eukaryota; Fungi; Basidiomycota; Agaricomycetes; Agaricales; Physalacriaceae. The transcript is spliced from 2 exons. The record is from RefSeq and is a predicted model, not a curated record. Bases 18 to 824 code for a protein of 268 amino acids.